GCCAGUCCCUGGGCCUGCCGCUCUGCAGUGGGCGCCGGCUCCCUGGGUUGGGAGGGGGCUCACGGGGCGGGUGGGAGGGUGGGGGGCCGGGGUGGGGUGGGGCAGGAUGCUGGAUGGCCCGUUAUUCUCCGAGGGGCCCGACAGCCCCCGGGAGCUCCAGGAUGAGGAGUCCGGCAGCUGCCUCUGGGUGCAGAAGUCCAAGCUGUUGGUGAUUGAAGUGAAGACUAUUUCCUGUCAUUAUAGUCGUCGCGCUCCUUCUCGACAGUCCAUGGACAUCCAGGCCAGCUACUGGGCCCGUGGGCCCCAGAGCCGCACGUGUAGGCUGCGCCCGGGAUCCCCUGAGCCGCCACCCCGCCGACCCUGGGCCUCCAGGGUGCUGCAGGAGGCGACCAACUGGCGGGCGGGGCCCCCCGCCGAGGUCCGAGCCCGGGAACAAGAGAAAAGAAAGGCGGCGUCGCAGGAGCGGGAGGCCAAGGAGACCGAGAGAAAAAGGCGCAAGGCUGGCGGGGCCCGACGGAGUCCCCUAGGUCAGCCCCGCCCAGAGCCCCGGAACGCCCUUCGGGCGGCCCAACCUACAGGGUUUCCAGUUUUCUCCAGACCAGAGCGCUUCGGGCAGGUGGGGCGAGCGCCCCGACCAUCCGUGCUCCCGCAGGGUGACCCAGGGGUUGCAUGGGCGGGGCCAUGGGGAGGCAGAAGGCCAGGGCCCCCUAGCUACGAGGCUCACCUGCUGUUGAGAGGCUCUGCAGGCACAGCCCCAAGGCGCCGCUGGGACCGGCCGCCACCCUAUGUGGCUCCACCUUCUUAUGAAGGUCCCCACAGGACCCUGGGGACUAAGCGAGGCCCAGAGCUCUCCCGGGCGCCCACCUCAUCAGCCCCAGUUCCAGCCACCACCAGGACAGAGGGAGGGCGUACGAAGAAGAGGCUGGAUCCUCGAAUCUACCGGGAUGUUCUAGGAGCUUGGGGUCUCAGACAGGGACGGGGACUCUUAGGAGGAGCUCCAGGCUGUACAGCAGCCAGAGCUAGGCCAGAGUCUUGCAAAGGGGCUAUAGAGAAAAGCUCAGGCCUAGUUGCUGCUGGCCUGAACAGUGCUGGCGAUAGUCAUUCCCAAGGCAAAACGACUGGCGGUCCAGGCACGGACGCAGCUCUCUCUGGGUCCGCCAUCAGCAGCCCACCUCGUCCUGUUCCCAGGUCCAGGCAGCACCUCAGGGGGUCAAGGAAAGGGAAAGAAGGAAGUGAGCAGAUAUGGCUUCCCACGUGUUGGCUUGCCUCCCCUAAAAAGCCUCCAGUUAGGCACAGCCAGACUCUCCCUAGACCCUGGGCUCCUGGAGGCACCGGGUGGAAAGAGUCCCUGGGUCAAAGAGAGGGGACAGAACACGAGACCCUGGAAGUUUGGAAGGUGACCCGCCGUGCCCACACCCUGCCCCGCAUUUCCCGAGGUCCCGCUGGUAGAGAAGGCAUCUUUGUCAUUGACGCCACAUGCGUGGUAAUAAAGUCCCAGUACGUUCCGACCCCUCGAACCCAGCAGGGUCAGCUCGUGCCCUCUGGGGAGUCGUGCAGUGUGAGCGACAGCCUCAGGCAACCCAAGCCCUGUCACGAGGAGGAGGGCGAGGGGGCCGCUGCCAACCCUUCAGUUUGCCAAAAGCGACUGUUGAGCAGUCGAGUCUUAAACCAACCGAGCGAGGGUCACGAGUGCGAGGCCGAGGUCGGACAGCAGGGGGAUUCUUCACUGGAGGAGCGCUCCUCCAGCGGUUUGGGGUUCCCUGUCGGAGAAGUGAACCCGCGAGACGCCCCCACGCAGCCAGGUAGCCAAGAGCACCCGACCUUAGGCCCAGCGGCUCCGGUAUGCGCGGGCAGCUUGAAGGGUUCAGAAGCGCCUGGGGUCCCGCGGCGCGCGGGCGGGGGCUGGGCGCGGACUCCAGGGCCCUACGCCGGGGCGUUGCGAGAAGCCGUGUCCCGCAUCCGCCGCCACACCGCCCCAGAUUCGGACUCAGACGAAGCAGAGGAUCUCAGCGUCCAUAGCGGCUCCUCUGAUGGAAGCGACACAGACGCCCCAGGCGCCUCCUGGCGGAAUGAGAGGACCCUGCCUGCGCUUGGGAACACCCGGCCCAGGGAAGGCGGGAAGACAGCAGGGCUGAGCGACAGUAUCCGGGAGAUUGUGAAUGUCAUCAGUCAAACCGAGGAAGGUCUCGUCCGAGAGGACACUAGGAAAACGCCACAGGGAAAUAGAGAGAGGGAGUGAGCGAUGCCCCUCUUUGUUCUCGUGUCGCUCAGCCCAUCCACCCUGGGCUCACCGGCUCCUUCUCUCUCUCCAGGCUUCGUUUGCUUCCUUUUCUUCUUUCCCACCGAUACCUGUUCCCACACUAGAAACAGAGGAGAGAGGAGGAACGAGGGAAGGUAGCGUUUGCCAACUCAAGGGUUAGUUUCAGGGAAAGUGUGGGUGGGCCAUCCACACCUGCUACAUUCGGUGUGGAACUGUUCAGACAGAGAAAGCGAAGGGGCAGGGAUGGUGCCUGCGAUGGGCAGGGCAGGGUCCCUGACAGGAGAGAAAAAGUUAUGGAGAGGCCUUGAACCUAGUGACUGAGUGGAGGAGACAGAGGAACUUUGGGCAGAGAAGAAAUGAAUGCGUACAUACAACCAGCAACCUGGCGAGAGGGCUCUCUUUGAUGUUACAACUCAAGUUUCAAUUCCAACUCUGCCACUGACCUAGCUGGUGGACCUCAGAGUAACUAUUUUUGCGCCCGGGCAUCCCGGACUUCUGUAAAUGUAAAAUGAGCGCUUUCUGCCUCCCAUUCUUUUGUCCCUAGGAUUUUGUGAAUAAGCGAGUAGAAAGAAUCUGAGGGUUCUUACCCACUUCGGUCAUCCUCAGUUCGGAAGACUGUCAAGGUUUUCAGAUUUAAACGGACAAAGGGCUUCUAUUCCAGUUUCCCCAGUUUAGGUGAGUGCUCCCACAGCCGAGCAGGAUCACGGUCCUAUCACUGCCUCUGGCCUGCUGUGGCCCAAGCUGGAGAGGGAAGGUAGCCAAUGAGUCAGCUUGGGACACUUUUAGGCCUUCCCCUUCUCCUCCAUCUCCGUGUCCUUAGUGACGCUCUGAAGUGUUACCCGGAUUUUCCACGCAGACGGUAUCGCCCACCGGAUAGGAUCUUGACAAUUUCUGUGUCUCUCCAAGGAAAACAGCCAGGCGAGGAGGAAGGUGGAUUUUUCAGCAGACGGUGCGGGGUGUGAUACUCGCUGUAGCCACUACGGGGCGCGCGCAGGUCGCGGAUUCCCCCGGUUGCUGGUGCUCGAGUGCCCCUACACCAGCACUGCCAGUUAUCUGGAUCCCUAGUUACCGGCGCCGGUUUCCUGCCUUGACACCUCCAAACCGCGCGCGGGGCCGGGAGCAGGCCUCCGGCCUCCCAGACUUCUGGGGCGCGCCGAGCCCUUCUUUGUAUUAAUCCACGCCAACCGGUUUGAGACUGACAUUUAAGCCUUUCUUCUUUUUUCUUUUCUUUUCUUUCUUUCCAACCCUGGGCACUUCCUCUGUGUCUGCCAUUUAUUAGCCAUGUGACCUUGGCCAAAUCACUUCACCUCCCUGAGCCUCAGUUUCCUCAUCUGUCAAAUGGGGGUUUAUAAACACCUACCUCGCAGGGUUGUUGUGAGGAUUUAAUGAGGUAAUGUAUAUAAGGCGUCUUGCACAGUGCCUGGCACAUAGCAGGCGCCCAGUAAAUCUACUCGUCCCUUUAUGCA
Mus caroli (Ryukyu mouse) is the source of this 3726-nucleotide messenger RNA. RefSeq names its product dendrin (gene Ddn). The record is from RefSeq and is a predicted model, not a curated record. NCBI's taxonomy places the organism in Eukaryota, Metazoa, Chordata, Mammalia, Rodentia, Muridae.